Messenger RNA from Hermetia illucens (black soldier fly), 1814 nucleotides. RefSeq names its product protein pinocchio (gene Pino). The record is from RefSeq and is a predicted model, not a curated record. The coding region runs from base 585 to 1256 and encodes 223 amino acids. Lineage: Eukaryota; Metazoa; Arthropoda; Insecta; Diptera; Stratiomyidae. The transcript is spliced from 5 exons.
UAUUGUUUUCGUUUGCACGACGAGGACGAGAAGACCCGUUUCGAGCGACGAAUGCGAAUUUCAUGUGAAUUUAAUAGACGUUGCGCGAUUCCCCGAAUAGCGAAAACUCGUCGUCGCGGUUACUCGUCCUCCGGAGUAUCUAAUUGAAUUUCUGGAGUUUUCAUUUAUUCAGUUUGUAAUUGAUGAAAUAAAGUUUUGCCGGGACAAGUCGAAACAUCCAUCUGAGAGCAAGUCCGGGCGUUGCGAAUGGCAUAAUUUGCCAGGCCGGGAAAUUGGUUAAAUCGUAGGUGCGCGCACGUAAUUUGCACAAUAUCGCAGUGGUCCAGAGGUGGUGCGCUUGGCUAGUGAAAAUUCCGAGUUGCGGUUGAUUUUUUUUGUCAAACUUCUUUUGUUUUGGUUUCCUUCUCGCGGGUUUUGACUGGAGUUUCAAGUUUUCCGAUAGACAGUCGACGCAUAGGUUGCUAGCGGAGUUGGGACGUGACAGGAAGCAACAGAAGGUUGAGAAGCAAGAAACGAAGUCUUCAAUCUGUGCCUCACCGGAGUCGUUUUAUCCACACACAAUUGGCAAGAGGCGGUAGUUCAAGAUGAAGUACGGGAACGGCAAUCGGAUUCUCAGCGAGUGGGAGGACAAUGUCCUUUUCGACGCAGACGAUCCAGAUUUCAAUAAUAGCAACGCUAUACAUGGAUCGAAUGUCUUGCAGCCGCCAACAGUUACCGCAGUGCGCAGUUUGGGAACGUUCAUCAAUAAAGUACCAUCAGCCAUGUCUCUUGCAAGCGUUCAAGGACCACAUCUAUCCGAUCUUUAUACACCAUUAGGCAGAAGCAGCAUAAGCGUUUCAUCUUCUUUGUCCGAUCUGGUUGGUAGCCCGUUGGAGGUGUCGAUGGAUAACGUGCUGACUAUUGAGGAGCUCCGUGCUCAGUUGGGUUCUUGCUUUACAUGUGGAGUGUCUUGGACCGAUGACCAUGUAUCGCUUGAUUGCUCAGAAUGCGGCGGUUACAGUAUGGAACGACCUUGCCCGCUAUGUGACGGUAAAUGCGGUGUCCAGUGGAAACGAGAUUUCACUAUGUCUCAUGCUUGCGGUAAGGCACGUUGGCAAGGUGUCUGCCCCAGCUUUCCCGACGCCGUACAUAUUCAUCCAUCGGAAGCCGCCAAUCCUAUGACUGUCCCGCCCGCAUCUUGUGCUGCCGCGAGCCAAUUCCUCGCCCAAGAAUUAUGCGCGAGGCUGGAGCAGUUAUCAGCCAGUGCUCAAACGUGAUUUGAAAGCAUCAUCAUAACCCAUAAAAGCAUUUUGGGCAAUGCAAAGACUGCAUCAGCUCAACAUACUUUACAUAUGCUUUACAGCAUUUAUAAUUCUUGUCUGAGAUAUUUAUAAAAAGAAAAUGAAAGAAGAAAUAUUUACAUAAGUUAACUAGAAGAAACCAAACGCAGUUGCUUAAAUUUGAAGUGAAGGAAAAAAUAAUUCAGAAAAAAAAACAAAAAAAAAGAAAACACAUUCAUGGCUUACAUAUUGUGAAGUGAUCAUAUAAAUUAUGGCCCUAGUUUCUAAAGUAAUAUGCAUGUGACUUCCAUUUUCCACUGUACAUUUGUUCGCUAUCAUUUCAUCAUUCUUCCUGUCAUUUCCCUAGCCGCAACGUUCCUAGCCGAUUACAAUCCAAUCAAUAUCCAAACAAUAAAAAUUCACUUAAAACACAAAAAAAAGGACGAGGAGCUUCUCCCUGCAAAAAUUCCAGUUGUAUAAUUUCUUACCACAAUUAGCCAAAAAAAUCGUCGAAAUUGCAUUCUGCAUAUCUGUUAGCCUUUAUUGAAAACAAAA